Symbiodinium natans is the source of this 1566-nucleotide messenger RNA. Lineage: Eukaryota; Dinophyceae; Suessiales; Symbiodiniaceae. The record is from the annotation of a GenBank genome assembly.
AUGGCGACCGCCGUUGCUGUUGGCGGACUAGGCAGACCCAGGCCACUUAGCACCUACCACUACAAUGUGGCCAUCGGUGCCUGCCGCAAGACAUCGGCUUGGGAGACGGCCCUCCAGCUGACUGAGGCUUUGCAGGCCCACAAGGUCCGGGCGGACCUCGUCACUUUCAACAGCGGCCUUGGGGUUGCGGCCGCAGCGGCGGCGUGGCCCUGCGCUUUGUUCUGGCUCUGGGAGGUUUCUGACAGCCAGCUCCGUGCGGAUGUGAUAACUGUUAGCAGCGCUGUCAGUGCUUGCGAGAAGGGGGAGAGCUGGCGCGCUGCUGUGCACCUGCUGACAGAGUCGUGGCAAACGCAGGUGCGCCCAAACGUCGUGACCUACAACAGCACUGUGAGCGCCCUGGCACGGGGCGGGUGGCAGCGGGCUCUGCGGAUAGUGGAUGACUUCCCACAAGGCCGACUGGAGCCUGACGUCGUCACCUUCAGUGCUGGGGCGGUUGCGACUGAGGUGGAAGGCCAGUGGACCAUGGGCAUCAGCCUCCUCAGGGCUAUGAUGGUAGAGGGCGUUCGACUGAACAGCUUUGCCUACAACAGCGCAAUCAGCACGGCGGCCAGCGCAGCUUCCUGGGAGGCGGCGGUGGCCCUUCUGGAGGACUGCGGGCUUUCUGCUGAUGCCUUUGGUUACAGCGGCGCCAUCAUGGCUUGUGGGAGAGGCAGAGCUUGGGAAGUCGCUCUCUGCCUGCAGCGAGAGCUGCUAGCAUCGCGCGUGGUGUCGAACCAGGUCACUUGGAAUUCAGUCAUCGGCGCCUGUGAGGUGUCGGGGCUUUGGCAAACCGCCGUACACCUGCUUUGCGCGAUGCGGGACAGCGAGGUGAGGCGCACGGUGGUCAGCUUCAGCUCAGCAGUGGGGGCCUGCGAGCGCAGCGGGCUGUGGCGAGUGGCCCUUCAACUGCUUCUGGAUAUGCUUUCGGCCAGAAUUCGGUGCAACGCGAUCGGCUUCAACAGCGCCAUUAGUGCCUGCAGUAGAGGCAGCCAGUGGCGCAAGGCCCUGGCAGUGCUGCAGUUCAUGUCUGAGGUGUCUGUGCCACCAGAUCGAGUGAGCUUCAACAGCGCCAUCUCCGCCGUGGCCGUCAAAGGAAAGGUCCAGGCCGCUCUGCAGCUGGUCGCCUCGCUGCGCGGCGCCGACUUGGCGCCAGGUGCCGCCACGCUGACUGCAGCCGCCGGGGCCUGUGACGUGGCGGGGAGGUGCUCCCAGUGGCCGCAAGCCCUGCAGCUCUUCGUGGAAUUUGAUCGGUGCCGGCUGCAGCCGACCACCACCUCCCGCCAGACCGCCGCAAAUGCCUGCGCCAAGGCCUUGCAGUGGCAGCAGGCGCUGCUGGCAUGCAGCGGCUAUUGUUCAACGCGAGGGCAUGGCGACCUGCCCCUGCACAACUUGGCAGUCAUCGCGUAUGAAGCUGGAGGUAAGUGGCAGCAGCUCCGACGAGUGCUGCCCGUGUUGGACGAAGAGGUUUAUGCCGUUUUGUUUCAAGCUUUCAAGCUGGGCGAUGACCCGCACGGUAGUGGACUGUAG